Linepithema humile (Argentine ant) is the source of this 1296-nucleotide messenger RNA. RefSeq names its product eukaryotic translation initiation factor 4E-like (gene eIF4E4). NCBI's taxonomy places the organism in Eukaryota, Metazoa, Arthropoda, Insecta, Hymenoptera, Formicidae. The record is from RefSeq and is a predicted model, not a curated record. Gene Ontology annotation, biological process: translational initiation. Gene Ontology annotation, cellular component: eukaryotic translation initiation factor 4F complex; cytoplasm. Gene Ontology annotation, molecular function: translation initiation factor activity; RNA 7-methylguanosine cap binding.
AUCAACUCCUACAGUCAGUUUCGAUCUACUGUGCAACAGAUACCAUACGUGGCGAGUUUCGAUAUCGAAGAUGCUGACAGUACAUUUCACUGGUGAAGCGAAACGAAGUAGCAACUGUCCAUUCCUUCCCGAUUUCGCCCAGAAGGAGCGAAGUCGAAUAGAGCGCCAGCGGAGAGCGUGGAUUGAUGCCCCUGCUGCCAGUUCACGGCUUCCACGGAGCGAGCGUGCAUAUUGUAGUGACAUGGCUACGAAUAUUUCGGAUGAAAUCGAGGACAUCGAUCGGAAGCAAAAUACAGAAGUAGCAAACACCGAUGAAUUCCCGCCUGAAUACUUAAUCAAGCAUCCGUUGCAGAAUACUUGGACUUUGUGGUAUUACGAACCUGACAGGAAUAAAUCAUGGGAAGAGAGGCACCGGGAAGUCACAAGUUUCGAUACAGCUGAAGAUUUCUGGAGCUUGUACAACCACAUAAAAACAGCGUCUGAAUUAAGACAAGGUUGUGACUAUAGCAUGUUUAAGCAAGGAAUUCGGCCUAUGUGGGAAGAUGAUCAGAACAAAUGCGGUGGACGAUGGAUAAUAAAUCUAGAUAAGAAGCAAAGAGCUACAGACUUAGAUAAUUUUUGGUUAGAAAUUUUACUUUGCAUGAUUGGUGAAGCCUUCAAUGAAUACUCUGAUGAUAUAUGCGGAGCUGUAGUAAAUGUCAGGACAAAGGGAGAUAAAUUAUGCGUUUGGACGUCAAAUGCGGAUUCUGCAGAUAGUGUUAUGGAAAUUGGCCGCAAAUUAAAGGAAAGAUUGAGGAUCACAUCUAAAACAAUGAUGGGAUAUCAAGUACAUAAAGAUACUAUGGCAACAACUGGAAAUCAAACAAAAAAUACUUAUACACUUUAAAUAUUGCCAAAUUCAUUAUGAUAUCACCUUUAAGUUGUUCAUUAAGACAUUAAUGUCAAAAAUUGCCGGACGACAUAUUAACAAUAUAAUUGGAAGUGUUUGUUUGCAUUAUGUUGAAAAAUUAAAUCUUGUUUUCGAAAGCAUGUUAUGUCGUUUGUAGCCAUGUUUUCGUAAUAACGACAGAAAUUAAAUGAAAACCAAUAAAUAUAUGAUGAAUCGAAGUAGAUUGAUAUCAUUAACAUAAAAAUUAGUUUAUAAUGCAGUUUUGAUAUAGUUUACGAAAGAUACGCGCGGGCUGCUGUAUUUUUCUGUAGUUGAUAACAUGAUUGUAUGAUUGAUACAUUUAUACUUAAAUGUAAUUUGUGGAAUUUCAUUUUUCAACAAAUAAAUACAUAUAUAAUUUCUUGUAA